This is a messenger RNA of Tympanuchus pallidicinctus (lesser prairie-chicken), 1056 nucleotides long. RefSeq names its product family with sequence similarity 174 member C (gene FAM174C). Bases 73 to 465 code for a protein of 130 amino acids. The transcript has 3 exons. Lineage: Eukaryota; Metazoa; Chordata; Aves; Galliformes; Phasianidae. Gene Ontology annotation, cellular component: extracellular region. The record is from RefSeq and is a predicted model, not a curated record.
CUCAGCUCCGCCCGCGCCCGGCCCCGCUGUGCGCGCACCUUCCUGCGCCGGGACCGCAGCUCCGUGCCGGCCAUGCUGCUCCCGCAGCCCAUCUGCGUUCUGUUGCUGCUCCUGCACGGCGGCCGCGCCGCGUCCCCCAGUAACGGCACGGAAACCCCGCGGGCGGAGGAAGGGAACGGGACGCGGACGGGCGCGGGGCUGCCGCCCGCAUCGGGGCUGCCGGUGCUGCGGCGCGCCGUGUUUGUGGUCAGCGCUCUGUCGGUGCUGGCCGCGCUCUACUUUGUGCUGAGGACGUUCCGCUCCCGGCCCGACGGACGCAGACGCGAACCGAGCGCGACUUUCAGGUGGAAGAAACCGCAGCGGAAGAAGUACGGUCUGCUGAGCAGCUCCGAUGAACGCGUGGAGAUGGCAUCGCUGGACAGCGAUGAGGACACCGUGUUUGAGACGCAGAACCUGCGGCGAUGAUUUGGGACCAGUGGCACAACUGCACAGAUCGAGCGAGGGGUGCGGAGUCAUCCGCUGGGAUCACCGACGCUCCAGUUUUAGUUUUGAUAAUAAUUGCUUACAAUGACUGCGAAUUAACAGCACAAACUCUUUGGUCGCUGGGGAGGGCAAAGGGGACCAAAACUGUUUCCUUCACACGUCUUUUUUGGGGAGAGGUGGAGCUGCAGAGGACUCUGCGCUGAGUGCUGCGUGGGGUGACGCUCAGGAAGACGUAACAGAAGUGACUCUGGGGUGAACACUCUGCAUUGAGAGCUGCACGUCUGUGCCCAUGGCCUGCCUGGGGCUUUUGGGUGCUCCUCUGACUGUGGCAGCAGCUUGGCGGGCUCAGUUUUCCCUUCCGUGAUGUCUGGUCGCUUCCCUGGAUUGCUGUGUGCCAUCGGCUGCACCCCGUGGUGGAGUUGGGGCAGCAGCAUCCCUCAGAUCAGACAGAGGAGUUUUGGGAGGGAGCAGCGAGCUGAAGGCGUUCUGGAAGCAGCAGGGUUGGCAGCGAGUGGAUGAUGGCAUAAAUCCCUGCGUGGGUUUACAAAACAAAGAGAUGUUUGCAAACAAAAA